This is a messenger RNA of Sphaeroforma arctica JP610, 909 nucleotides long. RefSeq lists its product as hypothetical. The record is from RefSeq and is a predicted model, not a curated record. The coding region runs from base 1 to 909 and encodes 302 amino acids. Gene Ontology annotation, biological process: tetrahydrofolylpolyglutamate metabolic process. The transcript has 7 exons. Gene Ontology annotation, molecular function: gamma-glutamyl-peptidase activity. Lineage: Eukaryota; Ichthyosporea; Ichthyophonida. Gene Ontology annotation, cellular component: vacuole.
AUGGGUUGCUUCGACUCAGCGAAGAAAAUACACCUGCGAUUGGUACGGAAUGUUUUAAAUAGAAAUUUAAUUCUGCACUCACAACAGGUGUCCGGCUUUUAUGAUUACUAUGCUCGUUGGCUGGAACAAUCCGGUGCGAGAAUUGUGCCGAUCCGUUACAACGCACCGCGCGAAGAAUUAGACGAGCUAUUCUCCAGUAUUAAUGGGUUGUUGUAUACCGGUGGCGACCUCUCUCUCAAGUUUGAUACCCCAUACUACAAAACGGCGCACUACUUGUACAACAAAGCUAUCGCAGCGAACGAUGAGGGCGAUUUCUUUCCAAUCUGGGGGACGUGCAUGGGAUUCCAGUUGAUCUCCAUAAUGGCCGCAGUUGACUAUUCGGUUCUUGACCACGGGGUGUACGACUCGGACGGCAUCAUGCUUCCCCUUGUUCCUACUGAGUACGCGAGUAGCAGCCGAAUGCUCGCGCGCGCUAGCAAAGAGUUGUUGCACGACAUCUUCGAAAAACCAACCACAGUCAAUUUGCACCACGAUGGAAUCACGCCCGAGACCUGGGCUAGUAAUGAGAAGCUAUCAUCAUUCUUUGAUGUUAUUUCCACAAACGAGGAUUCCAAAAAUAGACCCUUCAUAUCUACUUUUGAAGCGAAGGACUACCCCAUCUAUGGCGCUCAAUGGCACGGCGAAAAAGUUGCUUUCGAUUUCAUGGACAAGACAGAAUCGAAUGGCACUUUCAUAAACCACUCGUACGAAGCGGUGGCUGUCUCGCAAUACUUCUCCAAUUUCUUCGUCAGUGAGUGUAGAAAGAGCCAGCAUCGCUUCCAGAGCGCUACCGAAGAGUCGAAUCAUCUACUAUACCACUUCACACCUAGAAUUGAGGGGAAUUCGGCUGUGCUGUACACAUUCGAGUGA